UCAGAAGUUUCUUCAGAUCCGAAGAUAAAGGUAAAAAGUAUUAAUUCAAAACCCAUCAGGUGAAAAGAUAAAAAGAGUCUCAGUCUCUGCGUACGUGCGAGGACUUUACAUACCUAUGUAGUGCAUACUUUUUCUAUUUUGACAUAUAUAUAGGGAGUUGGGUAGAGGGAGAAGAGAGAGAGAGAGAUUGUGUAUAUGUGUGAAUUGGGUUGAGAUUAAAUAAGUAUUGAAGAAAAUCAACGGGUUCUUCCUGGUUUUGCUAGGGCUUAAAAAUCUAGUUUUCUUGUUUACUAUUGGCUUAUUUUUUUAUAUAUAUAUUUUUAAAUUGCUGUGUUGUUGAAGAUGGAUGGGGAUGUUGUAAACUUGGUGUUUCUGCUAAGGAGUGAGAGCGGAUAAUUUUACAGCGAGGGGUUAUCAAUUUUGUGUAAAAACGUUGGAUUUUAAAGUGUUUUCUACUGAAUUAAACGAGGAGAUUGAGUUUUACAGUUUUGAAUUAUUAUGGAGUUUUUGAUGUUUGUGCAGAUGGAUUUGUUUGGAAACUGGAGAUUGAAGAGCUAUUGAUGUUUGAAGUGUGAUAAACGAGAUUCUAAAGAAAGGUCUUUUAUGCAUUGAGUUUUGGGUUUAAUAACUGGGCGAUAGAAUUGUUGAUUGAGAUGAUUACAUUUAUAGAAUCCAAAGAGAAAAUGAAAGAACAUGAGAAAUGCUUGGACUCUCAAUUAUGGCAUGCUUGUGCCGGUAGUAUGGUCCAAAUGCCGCCGGUGAAUUCAAAGGUGUUUUACUUCCCUCAAGGGCACGCAGAGCAUGCCUCGGGAAACGUUGAUUUUAGGAGCUGCCCUAGAGUUCCGGCAUAUAUAAUUUGUACAGUUUCUGCAAUUAAAUUCAUGGCGGAUCCCGAGACUGAUGAGGUUUUUUCGAAAAUCCGAUUGAUUCCUGUUAAUGGAAAUGAGGCUGAUUUUGACGAAGGUGGAGUUGGAGUUGGUGGGAUCAAUGUGUCGGAUAAUCCUGAUAAACCCACUUCAUUUGCAAAGACAUUAACACAAUCUGAUGCAAACAAUGGCGGGGGUUUUUCUGUACCGAGGUAUUGUGCGGAGACAAUUUUUCCUCGACUAGACUACUCUGCCGACCCUCCUGUUCAGACCAUUUUGGCAAAGGAUGUUCAUGGGGAGACUUGGAAAUUUAGGCAUAUUUACAGAGGGACACCAAGGCGCCAUCUCUUGACAACAGGAUGGAGUACUUUUGUGAACCACAAGAAGCUUGUGGCAGGAGAUUCAAUUGUGUUUUUGAGGGCAGAAAAUGGGGAUCUUUGCAUUGGAAUCAGGCGGGCAAAGAGAGGAAUUGAUGGGGGACUGGAAACGCCAUCUCUGUGGAACCCGGCAGGUGGCAGUUGUGUUGUGCCUUACGGAGGAUUUUCAGACUUACUGAGGGAAGAAGACAAUAGAUUGACCAGAAAUGGUAGUGGAAAUGCUGGCAGGAAUUUGAUUGUCCGGGGAAGAGUGAAGCCUGAAUCAGUUAUUGAAGCUGCAACUCUUGCUGUCUCUGGACAGCCUUUCGAGGUGGUUUUUUAUCCUCGAGCUAGCACACCCGAGUAUUUUGUGAAGGCAUCUCUUGUAAAGGCAGCAUUGCAAACUCAGUGGUUCUCUGGCAUGAGGUUCAAGAUGGCCUUUGAAACAGAGGAUUCUUCACGAAUAAGUUGGUUCAUGGGAACCAUAUCGUCAGUUCACGUUGCUGAUCCCAUUCGCUGGCCAGAUUCACCUUGGAGACUUCUCCAGGUGAUUUGGGACGAGCCUGAUCUACUCCAAAACGUGAAACGCGUGAGUCCAUGGCUGGUAGAAUUAGUGUCAAACAUGCCCACCAUCCAUCUCUCUCCUUUUUCGUCACCGCGGAAGAAAUUGAGAUUACCACAACAUCCCGACUUCCUUCUCGAUGGCCAACUUCCAUUGUCAGUUUUUUCGGGCAACCAGGUUCUUGGAUCCAGUAACCCAUUUGGUUGUCUUCCUGACAAUACUCCUGCUGGCAUGCAGGGAGCCAGGCACGCUCAAUAUGGUUUAUCAUUACCAGAUCUCCACCUCAAUAAACUACAGUCGGGUUUAUUUCCAGUUGAUUUUAUGCCGCUCGAUCGAGCUUCUGUACACAUGGGAGCUUCCAAUCUAAUCUUACCCAAGCUAGGUAAUAACGAGAAUGUUUCUUGUCUUCUAACUAUGGGAAGUUCCAACCAAGUUUCAAAAAGAACCGAUAAUCGCAAGGCUGGCCAAUUCCUACUUUUUGGUUGCCCAAUUCUUACUGAGCAGCAGAUUUCUUUGAGCUGCUCUGGCGAUACAGUUUCAACAAUUGGCACAGGCAAUAGUUCUUCAGACGGAAAUGCAGAUAAGAUAGGAAAUACUUCUGAUGGAUCUGGUUCCGCCCUUAAUCAACAUGGUGCACCAGAGCGCUCAUGUGAAGGUUUUCAUUUGGAACUCAACCCUGAGACUGGUCACUGCAAGGUUUUCAUGGAGUCAGAGGACGUAGGUCGCACGUUGGACCUUUCUUUGCUCAGUUCUUAUGAAGAACUAUACGGAAAAUUGGAAAAUAUGUUUGGUGUUGAUAUAUCGGAGAUGCUAACUCAUAUCUUGUACUGGGAUGUCACAGGUGCUGAGCGAAAACUUGGUGAUAAACCAUUUAGUGACUUCAUGAAAACAGCAAGAAGGUUGAAGAUUCUAUCUGAUUCAAGCACCAAUAAUGUAGUAAUGUAGAGCCAUAACCAAACAGCGAAAGCUCCGGUUGCUUAUUGUACAGCUGAACUACUGAAAGCUUUGUUCCUGACUUCCUUUUGACGACGCAUUUGACUGAAUUUUCGCAACUGAUUCACCCUAUAAAAUUCAAAAUUGAAACAGGAAAACAGGAAUUGUAACCUCGUUGCCGGGGCUGACUAGCAAGUAUGCCAUCCCCAUGGCAUUUUCUUUUCUCAGCUGAUUCUCAAGCCUUCAACUGUCGAUAUCAGGGCUUUUCCGUAAUUUUACUGGAAAAUCUUUCCCCGAAAUGUUAUGUAUCUCUUGGAGAUUCCAUCAUUUGACUUCAAGUUUCCAGGGUCCCUUUUGGGAGGUAUUUUCAGGUAUAUCUUCCAAGACAAAUUACUACAAGGUGGGCUUUUGUUUGUCGAUUUCAUAGUUUUAAGAAGACAAUUUCCUGUUAUGUUUGUUUUUGAGAGGAUAAGUUUUAUCUUAUUCCGUGAGCUUAAGAUGAAUUUCGUCUGUACAGCCAACACUUUUCUUUCUUACUCGAAUAAAAUCUCUGUAUAUUUGGUA
Molecule: messenger RNA, 3281 nt
Organism: Olea europaea var. sylvestris
Lineage: Eukaryota; Viridiplantae; Streptophyta; Magnoliopsida; Lamiales; Oleaceae
Product: auxin response factor 18-like
Exons: 4
Coding region: 654-2729 (691 amino acids)
Biological process (GO): response to hormone; regulation of DNA-templated transcription
Cellular component (GO): nucleus
Molecular function (GO): protein binding; DNA binding
Source: RefSeq, a predicted model, not a curated record